Molecule: messenger RNA, 4652 nt
Organism: Carassius auratus (goldfish)
Lineage: Eukaryota; Metazoa; Chordata; Actinopteri; Cypriniformes; Cyprinidae
Exons: 7
Coding region: 449-2932 (827 amino acids)
Source: RefSeq, a predicted model, not a curated record
CGGGUGUGUGUGUGUGUUCACUGCUCCGUGUUUGUAUUGCUAUAUUAGUGAGGACCAAAAUGUGACAAAACACCUUUUAAGUGAGGACCUUUUGGUAAAGUGAGGACAAAAUCGUGGUCCUCACUUUAUUUUGCUCAGUUUAGCCCCCGUGGGGGUGGGGCAUUGUGCUGUGCAAAUCUCUCAAAUGUCCUUACUUCAAUAGCAGAUCAUGACAGAACUGUGUUUCCUUCAUUCUCCUGCGCUCCCUCUAAAGGAUAGAGACGUGAACUGCAGCCAAUUUAUCAUUGGCUGGAAGAGAACGGCUCCGAUUUUUUGAUUGGUUGGCUUGGUGAUUUUUGUGAUUGGUCGGCCAGUGAACGUACAUAUCUGUACAUAAACUGUAUUUCUUUCUUUAUUUCUUAAAUAUCACAAUUACUUUCCCAAAUAAGGAGUACAUAAAAUAGGAUGUAUGCUUUUCAGCAACAACUGCCUCACAAAUGCAAUUGUUUUUCAUCGAGCUGCAUUUAAUGGCGAUCAUUAUGCACGGCUUUUUGGCGCCAGCAUUACGUCACGUGGAGUACGUGAAUCGAGCUCGCGUUCCGCGAAACGUGACAGUGAUGCGUAUGAACGGAGAGAAAUGACGGAGCGGUUUAACCGGAGACUGAGGCGGCUGCGGGAGCACCACGUGAUCUGUGAGCAGAGACACCGGAGAAACAGCGCGAAGGACGGAAUGAAAACUUCACAUCAAGAUGGACAGAAGAGGGAUGAGGAGGAUCUGGAUGGACAGAAGAGGGAUGAGGAGGAUCUGGAUGGACAGAAGAGGGAUGAGGAGGAUCUGGAUGGACAGAAGAGGGAUGAGGAAGAUCUGGAUGGACAGAAGAGGGAUGAGGAGGACCAAGACGGACAAAAUGACUUCAUCCAGGAAAUUUGUAUAGAGGAGCAAUCGAACCAGGGCAACAAGGACUGGAGUGAUCUGGAUGAGAGCGAAGGCUCAGUCUUUGUUCCUUCAGUGGAGGAGUCUACUGAUGAAGAAGACCUCGAUUCAGAAGAGUCCCCGAUUGAAAAGACCAUUCGAAAGACUGUAAAAGACACAAUAUUUAAUACAUCUGAAGAAGUCAAGAAGGCAAAGCAAAAAACUCCAAGAAAGAAGGCUAAGCAAAAAAGUCCAAGAAAAAUGACAAUCAAAACAAGUCAGCGAGAUCCUAAAGGCAAACGAACGUGGAACAAAAAACAGUACUGUGUCUUCUGUGAAAAGGCACAAAGCAAGCUUGCUAGACAUCUUGAAAGAAGUCAUUCCAAUGAAACAGAAGUUGCUAAAGCCUUUAGUUUUCCCAAACGUUCAAAGGAACGCAGGAUUCUUCUGGAACAGCUCCGGAACCAGGGUAAUUAUUAUCAUAACAUCAAAGUCUUGGAGACCGGACGUGGAGAGAUCAUUACCUGGAGACAACCGACUGAAGAUGCAGACAUUUCUGAGUUCCUUCCCUGCCCGGAUUGUCUGGCGUUCUUCAUGAAGAAAGACCUGUGGAAACACUCUAAGACGUGUCGAGGACAGCGGGAUGUGAAGAGAAGCAGAGGAGAGCGAGUGAGAUCAGCUGCAGUCUGUCUGAUACCAACACCUGCACAGUGCUCUGCUGGCAUCAGCUCUCUCCUACAAGCUAUGAGACAAGAUGAAAUCUCAGAAACAAUCAUGAAGGACAGUUUGAUCUGUCUCUACGGUGAAUCACUUUAUACAAAGUGUGGUCAUGAUAAGUCACAGCAUCAGUAUAUCAUUCAAAAGAUGAGAGAGCUGGCCAGGUUUAUGAUCGAAGUGAAGUCCAGAUCCAGAGAAGUGAGUAACCUUACACAGCUCUGUAACCCUGAGAACUUUCUCCUAGCCAUCGCCGCUUGUAAAGAAGUCAGCAGCUAUCAACCAGAUUUAAAUACGUUUAAAACCCCGUCCCUCGCUCUGAAGAUCGGAUACUCGCUGAAGAAAGCCUGUCAGCUCAGUUUGGGACAGAGUUUAAUGGCAGGGGACAGAGACACUGAGAAGAAGCUGAAAAACUUCAUCAAGCUCAUUGACAGUCAUUGGCGUACCAACAUUUCGAGUCAAGCCCUCAACACCUUGCAGCAGAGCAAGUGGAACAAGGGAGACACCAUCCCUCUCACAGAAGAUGUUGUGGCUCUACAAAAGCAUCUCAAGAGUGUGGAGCAGGUCUCAAAAGACAAACUCAAAGAGAACGUGAAUGGCGCCGAGUGGAAAAUCUUGGCUGAGACGUUACUCUGUCAAAUCAUUCUUUUUAAUCGGAGACGUGAAGGUGAGGCAUCCAAACUGCUCCUUGCAUCAUAUGUGAAUCGAAACGUGAAGCCUCCUAAUGAAGAUGUGGUCAAAUCUCUGACUAAAUUAGGGCGGGAGCUGUGCAAUGAGCUGACUCGAUUAGAGAUCCGAGGGAAGAGAGGUAAGAAAGUGCCUGUCCUGCUGACCAAGGACAUGCUGGAGUCCAUGGACCUGCUGAAUGAAAGCAGGAGCACAGUGGGCAUCAGCGAAGCCAAUCCGUACGUUUUUGCAAGACUGGGGGCUUUAACGCACAUCCGCGGAUCAGACUGUUUGAGAAAGUUUUCCAAAACGUGUGGCGCAAAAGACCCCAAGAGCCUUACGUCGACCAAAUUAAGGAAACAAAUAGCUAUUCUGAGUCAGAUCAUGAAUUUAAAAAACAAUGAACUCGACCAAUUGGCCAAAUUCCUGGGACACGACAUUAGAGUGCACCGCGAGUAUUACAGACUGUCCGAGAAUACAAUCCAACUCGCUAAAGUUAGCAAGCUGCUUUUGUCUCUAGAAAAGGGAUCUGACUGUUACAAAGGAAGAUCUUUGGAAGAGAUUACAUUUAGUACAGAGGAGACUGAAAAUGAAAGAAGCCCUGCUUCCGGAGGCCUGCGAGAGCAUGAAUGCAGAACCACAGAAGAAGGUCAGCACUGAAGGGUCUGUUGGUUAGCUUAGAGGCCAUAUUCAACCGGUCGCUGAUUUAAAAUCUGCAAGAAACAGUCCACAACCAUAGAGUCCUGGAGUAAAACAUAUUCGACUUCAUAGUCUUAACUUCAAAGUGAUCGUUCAACCAAAAAUGUAAAUUCUGCUGUCAUGUCCUUGCCCUCGAGUCCCAAACCUGCAUGAAUUUCUUUGUUCAGUGGAACACUAAAUAUUUUAAAGAAUGUUUGUAACCAAACCAUUUUGGGGAACCACUGAAUAAAUAGGAGAAUAAAUACAACGGAAGUUGUGGAAAAUUCUUUUAAAAAAACCCUCUAAAGUCCAGGUAAUUCAUAUUCACCAAUAGACUAUUAUUACCUGUAACUCCCUACAGAAGUCAAUGGUUUGGUUACCAUUGAAGAUGAAGAACUCUCUACCUCAGUAAAGACAGUCAAGCGCAAGCGUCGCGUCACAGAAACUGUCGCCUCAGAGAAAGAUGAACAACCCUCUUCCUCAGUAAAGACAGUCAAGCGCAAGCGUCGCGUCACAGAAACUGACGCUUCAGAGAAUGAUGAUCAACCCUCUACCUCAGGAAAGACAGUCAAGCGCUCUCCUCCAGACAAUCAACACAUUAUAGAGAUGUUCUCAGGAAAGAAAGCUCCUAAGAGACCAUGGAGCAGUGAAGAGCAGAGCGCUGUGAAGAGGACUCUCACAACAUGCUUUUCCUUAAGGAAGCUUCCUGGAAAAGCCGAAUGUCCAUCAUGUCUAGAUGCUAAUCCAGUACUGAGCUCAAGAUCAUGGCUUGAUGUUAAAAACUUUGUCCAUAACAAUCUUCAGGCUAUGAAAAGGAAACUUGCUUCUUGCAGGAAUGCUGUCUAAUUUCCUUCCAGAGUAUCAGUCUAUCAGUUUUUUCUCUCGGUUGAGUACUUCAUGCACGUUUCUCUUUUCAGAGUAAGCACUUUACCGUUUUCUUUUGUUGGAGAAAUAUAAAUCUUUUGGAUUUUGUAUAAACUCAAGGCACUUUACUUAUAUUUCCUUUCUGAAAGGAAGCAUGCACUUUAUAUUACUUUGAUUUUAUUCAAAAUAUAAAAUAUUUCAAUUUCUCCAAUAGUGCAUUUCAUUCCUUCAUUGGAAGUAAGCACUUUAUUAAGUCUCUAUAUAUUGACUGCUAAUCAUUUCUUUUUUUUUUUUCUUUUUUUCAUAAGUAUACGCACUUUAUUUACAGUUUUUUAGAAGUCAUUUUUUCAUUUUGAAGAUCUGCACAGUGGUCAGUGCACUCUUUCGUUGUGUCAUUCGUUUGUGUUAAGUCUGCCUGAGUUCUGUUGAGUUUCUGUGGUUCUGUUGAGUUACUCUGUCUGUAUCUGGUGUAGUUCACCGUCUGGUCUCUGUGACUGAGGCUUGUGUUCAAUCCCAUCAUGCUCUUACUCAACCUCCGAGUGUGUGAUGGUUACCAAAUAAAGGGCUGCUUUUCUCUUGCAGAAUCAAAACUGUUGUUCUUGUAUACACAGAUCUACACAAAUUUCAAUAGCAUUUUUUAAAUCUCACAGGAACUGAGGUAAUCCUGUAGGAAUGAACCCUUUAUUAUAGGGUAGUCGAAGUCUUAAAUUAAACCCAAACUUUCUUAUUUUCUCUACAGUCCAAAGCAGUUUAUGUGAUGAAAAGAUGCUGAAAAUGCAUCUUUAAUCAAAGCAAUAAAUAACAUUUUACUGUACAUUAUUCAAUUUAAGAUUAGUAA